UCCCCUUGCUCGAUUUGGUAGCUAGCCUUUCUCUCGGCGGUGGGUCGGAGCCGCUGUCCCUGGCCUCGCAUGUUCCCCUUUAGAUUCCUGUUUUGAAUUUGAUGCCCCUCUUGUAGUUUUGCUUUAUUUACACGCGCCUCUGAAGGACCACAGUCGGGCGUCCGUACUCCAGUGCUUUAGUUGCCCCCUGGUAUUUUUGGCGUUUAGAGACUUUAACCCGAACAUGGCUGUGGUGAGCGGAUCGUCUGGGCCGGUUGCCCGGCUCGAGGGCCGUGAAUUCGAAUACAUGAUGAAAAAGCGCUCUGUGACCAUCGGCCGGAACUCGUCGCAGGGCUCCGUGGACGUGAGCAUGGGCCACUCCAGCUUCAUCUCGCGGAGGCAUCUGGAGAUAUUCACCGACGACAGCACCGGAGAUUUUUACCUGAAAUGUCUGGGUAAAAACGGGGUGUUUGUAGACGGAGUGUUCCUCAGACGGGGCGCCCCUCCUCUGCAGCUACCACGAAUGUGCACGUUCAGGUUCCCCAGCACAAACAUCAAGAUCGCAUUUACGGCCCUGUCCAGCGGGAAGAAAGUGAAGCGAGAGGCGCCCGAGUCCCCCGUGAAGCCAGUGCAGCCCCAGAUCUCCCCGCUGACCAUCAACAUUCCAGAAAACAUUGCUCACCUAAUGAGCCCUCUGCCAUCGCCUACUGGCACCAUUAGUGCUGCUAAUUCCUGCCCCUCCAGCCCUCGGGGUGCGGGCUCCUCAGGCUACAGGAUGGGUGGUCGCAUGGUGAGCUCUGCAGAACUGCAGCUCAUAAACGACAACUCCCAGCCUGAGAACGAUAAAGAGGCCUCUGGAGGGGACAGUCCCAAGGACGACUCCAAACCUCCGUACUCCUAUGCACAGCUGAUAGUCCAGGCCAUAACGCUGGCUCCGGACAAGCAGCUCACACUAAAUGGAAUUUACAAUCACAUCACAAAGAACUAUCCUUACUACAGGACGGCAGAUAAGGGCUGGCAGAACUCGAUCCGUCACAAUCUGUCUCUGAACCGUUAUUUUAUCAAAGUGGCACGGUCGCAGGAGGAGCCCGGCAAAGGUUCAUUCUGGAGGAUAGACCCGUCCUCGGAGGCCAAGCUCAUCGAGCAGGCCUUCAGGAAACGAAGGCCGCGGGGCGUCCCCUGCUUCAGGACCCCACAUGGACCCCUCUCUUCCAGGAGUGCCCCGGCAUCUCCCAAUCACUCAGGGGUGCUCUCUGCGCACUCCAGCGGUGUCCAGACCCCUGACAGCCUUUCCCGAGAGGGCUCCCCAGUUCCCCUGGAGCUGGAGACUUCCUCUGCUCCCACCCCAGUGUCCACCACAGCAGUCCAGCCCAAACUGGCAGUGAUCAAGGAAGCACGCUUUGCACAAAACACACCAGGCUCGCCUGUUAACAACCAGCCGGUACUCAUAGCAGUCCAGCGUCAGUUACCUCAAACCAUCAAGCCAGUGACUUACACCAUGGCCUCCCCAGUGAGCACCAGCACCUCCCAGCCCACUGUCCAGACUGUCCACGUCCUGCAGCAGAUCCCCGCAGGGUCGCUCAGCCCCGCCACUGUCAUCGCCCAGCCAGCCACCAUCAUCAAGAGCGAGACGCAGGAGAAUGGAGAGCACACGGAGGUCAAAGUCAAAGUAGAGACGGUUCCUACCAUCACCUCUAUAGGUCCCUCCAGUCGGAUCAUCCAGAGCUCCCAAGCAGCCACCCCCCUGCAGACUGUUACCAUAGUUCAGCAGGCCCCCAUGGGUCAACACCAGCUGCCUGUUAAGGCCAUCACACAGAAUGGCACCCAUAGCAUCACCACUGCCAUCCAGGGACCCUCCAGCUCAGCCUCAGCUGUGGCAAGCCCCCUCCACUUGCUGGCGGCCCACGCCUCCGCCUCGGCCUCCCUCCCCACCAAGCGGCAGAACGGGGACCAGCCUGCCGAGCAGCCGGAAGCCAAGCGCAGCAAGUCUGAAGAAGAGCCUGCCCCGGCCGGCGCACCAGAUUCAGUCUCGUCGGCAGCUAACGACCAAGGCAGCCAACCCAACUAGUUUGUUUCCACACGCAGCGCGCCGCCACCACCACUCGCUCCCCCUCCUAAUCCACAGUUUCUCUCUCUCUCUCUCGUCCUCGUUGUUAGUUUUGUUUCUCCUCCUCCUACCACAGCCGCCCGAGGUGCCAAACGGAGAAGAUUCUGUUCCUUUUCAUUUUGGAUAAUCUUGUUUUACACCAUCAAAGAUUAACUAAAAAAAAAUUGUCUGCCCCUUUAAAGACUGGAAUGUGGGUUGAGAAGAAAAUAUAGGAACGGGACAAAGGUGAACUUGUAGGUGUCCCACCCCCCUGAGCCCCUGAAACUGGAGAGUGACUGAAGCGAGACCACAGGAAGCCUUAACAACAAUUAACACUUAAGAGCUGACCUUUGACCUCAAGUGAUCCCACUAGGAGAGGCCCUGACUCGGCUCAGGCUGGAUGCUGCCUUUCUGCCGCGUCUACCUCAGAGCGGAUCGGAGACUCCGGCAGCCAACAGAGAACAUCUCUCCCCACUGACCCGUCGGGAAGCGUGACGUGACCAACCAACCAAGCGGCGAGCGCGAUGAGCAUUCAGUGGUUAGAUUUAAAAAAUGAAUUUAAAUUAGACUUUCAGAAAGGGAUCAACUCGGAGCCAAUAUUCCUGAAACUCUGGCAGCUAGCCUCUCAUGAUACUGACCUUCCUUAAUCGCAGCUGUACGUAGAUAUGCAGUAUUUUGUUGUUCAAAAUGUGGAGCGUAGGGUCUUUGUUUUUGUUUUGUUUUUUUAAACUGUGUUUUCACUUACCUAGAAGAGAAAUAAUUUAAAGGAAGCGUACAAAACGGUGAGGUCGGUGACAUUUCGGUAACCAAGAUAGAAAUCUCACUUUCGGUUUUGUUCUUUUUUUGUUUUUUGUUUUUUGUUUUUUUUCUGUUCAGUGAAACAGUAACUUUUUUUCAUGAACUUUAUUUCCCUCGUUCUGACAUAUCCGUAUGAAAUUGCUUCGUUACGCCUACAUAUUUUAAUACGUGCACAGAUAACCGAUAUAAGCAUAUGAAAUCUCCUUGUGUAGUUCCAGAUGUUGACCUUGCAUGUGUCCGACAACAGAUGUUGUUAAAUGUAAAUUGAAGAGGAAAAAAAAAAAGACUGCUUUGUCCCAACCAGACCUGCACUUAAUUGAAUGUUCGUGUUUUAUUUUCCCUUUUGUUUUUUGUUUUCUGUUUCUCCUCACACCUCUUCCUCCUCCUCCUCCUCCUCCUCCUCCUGGUCCUUCUCGGCUGUGUUGACGUUGUGGUGUUGGCUAACCCGCCCAACCCCCCCUUUUGCUUAAUUAACUUUUGCUCUGUUCUGGCGACCCAGCGAGUCUUUUUCCUUUUUAUUUUUUAUUUUUUUUCUUCCUGAUUGUACAUGUUUCAACCAACAGUAAAAGGAAACAAAUGUUUGUUCUGCUUCAGUGGAGAAAUGCUUUUUGGGGUUUUUUUUGAUUUUUUUUUUUUUUUUUAAAUAAAUUAAUUUAACGUCCUUUUUUUUCCCCCCCUUAUCUUUUGCUUCCGUGGUGCAUCUAUAUAGUGUGUGUGGUUCUUUUCCCCUUUCAGUAAAUGGUAAACAGUGUGGUUAUAGUUCCACUCCUCCACCAGGGGGCAGCAUUGGAACAUCUUUAAAUAUGUCAGCUGGUGAGAAAAGCAUGUUUAUCAUGUUCUCUAACAUAUUAGUGCUCAGUUGGUGACCUCAUAAGUCUUGAGCCACCCCUCCUUUUUUGUUGUUUUUAUGUUAAGAAAACGGGGAAAUAGGUUCCAACAUCCAUUGAAAAACAAUAUAAGACAAAAAUCAAGUUGUUCAUUUGACCAAAUUAAUUCUUCACAGCACCACAACUCUUUCAGACAGCUUCCUUGUAAUUUAAGUACUCAUAAGGAAUAGCUCUCCAGGCUUCACUGACAUUCAGCCUCUUUGGAUGUCGGCUGCCUUUUGUUCCGUUCUAAGGAUGAUCCCACACUGCUUCAGUAAUGGAGGUCCAGGCUCUGGAAACCAAUCAAUGACUGAUGGUGUUCUACUAUGCUUUUGUUUUCCUUUUUUCUAUCCAAGUACACUUUCACUGCAUUUUCAGUGGGUUUGGGGUCAUUGGGGCAGCUCUAUUUUUAAGCCUAAAAAUGUGGAUGAAAGUCUGACAGAUCUCUGGGUUCAUAAUUCCAUCAGUUUUGACAAAUCUCCAACACCACUGACUGAAAUAUAGUCCCAAACCAUGACAGAGCCUCCAUGUUUUACAGACAGCUGUCAGGAGAGCUAGAACAAACACUGACUUUUGCACCUCUCCUGACUUCAUCAUCUCUCUAGACCUAUUAAUUCUUCUUCAGUCUUCCACUUGUCCCGUUUCCUCAAUUUUCUAUCUUUAAGGACGUGCUAUACACAGAUGUCGGAGUAUGCUGUUUGCUGUGGACUUCAGAAAUCACCUUGUUGGUGAAAAUACUAUUUUUAUGUCUAUCAAACCCAAAAGGUUUGGGGGGGAUGUUGACUUUUGUCUCAAUCCCUUAGUCCUUGAAUAAUUCAUAGUUUACUGUUAAGUGGCUUAACAGGACAACUCCUGAAAAUGAUCAGGUACAAGGACUGGACUGAAGAUGAGUGAAAAGUAGCCAAAUCUUUGAAAGACCUUCAGAAAGCCUGAAGAACAAUUACGGAAGACCACUCAAAACAAAAAAAUUAAAAGAAAUUAGACGUUAGACUUCAUUCGAAAACUGUUCCUUGGAAGCAAAAUCUACAGAAACGAAAAAAUCCAUCAGAAAACGUUGGUUCAGGUUACUUUAUUUGGGGGUAUUUGGUUUACAGUAUGUGUCUGAGCCAUCCUCACAUGCACAUUUUCCAAAGGAACAAACCGGUAAGGUUAGUAUAACAGUGGAAAACCAAAUUAUGCACACAACAUCAUAUUAGAAAAGCUUUUACGUCACCAGAACUCUCUUAUAAAGCAGUCUUCUGCACUCUAGGACUGAAAUCCUCUGGAAGGAAACAACUGACACUUGUGCCAAAAAAGUGUUCAGGUAACCGCGGCCCAGCCACUGGUGUUUUUGCCUCUUGUACAGAGAUGUUGGGUCAGGCUGUGGCACACCAAUCAAACCCUGAUAAGAAACAGAAACCACAAAACUGAAUGCACCGUGACACUAAAUGAGGUUCUGAAGGGCACUGUAUUACAGAGAGCUAAUAAUAUGAAGUCGGUCAGAAAUUAGCAUGCAACCUUAACCUUAUCAAAAAGUAUUUGAUAAGGUUAAAGUUAUUUAAACCACUCCAACUUUAAUUAUACAGUUCCCAGUCUGGACAGUGGUAUCCUUAAAAUGCUUCAAUAAUUAAAGACCAAGAUGGUUCUUUCAGCAAACACAUGGCAACAGUGGAGAGGAAGAACGUCCUGAACAGAACUAUUCUCAGAGAAAGACUGCCAACUACUGAAGACUGAAGGGAUAACUCCAACCAGGAUUUAAAAUCUGGGACUCUUCACCGUUUGGUCUUAGAACUGAAGAAGCUUCUCAGAUGAAACGUCUUCAAGAAACUUAAAGAUGUCCAGUCGCUUUUUUUUCCAAGCUCCUUAAAAUACUGAAAACGGAAGAUAAAAGUUACUGGCAUGCACUCUGGACAAGGAGAAUAACUAAAGGAUGGUUCAGUGUAACCUGAACUCUAAGCUUUAAUCAUGAAGGAAAGUUGGAGAUGAACCAGGAAGUCCAAAGAAAAGUAUUUUUGUUGUAGGAUGGUGGAUGCUGUAGCCUUUUCCAAGAUAUAGGAGCCCGGAUGGUAAAAAGAUCAACAAAAGGGCAGGAGGGGGGGGAGAUUAAAUCAUGUUGCACAACCAAACAAAAAAUUUGUGACAAUAUUUUGUCUAAGUUUCUGUUGCCAAGGAUAAAAAUUUAUAACAUAAUUUAGUGCAGCUGAGUCAACCUUUGGGUUAGUUUGUUUCCAAACGAUAUUAAAAACUAGGGACUCCGUACACCUGAUGUACAAUACGUGACGUUUCCAAGAACAAAGACCACAUUUGAGCCAUCGCACACAUACUGUAGGUGUUUUAGGUGAAACCGAAUCACAGACCGAGGAAUAAAAAUUCCUGGUUUAUUAGACUAAGAAGCAGCAGAGCUUAUAAAACAUCUGCUCGCUGAUGGUUUGUUUCUGUGUCGAUGUUGUUCUGACGCCCAGGCAGCGGUGAAACAAUUAUCCUGUCUGCGCCCUGCAGAGUUCCCACAUUCCUCCUUUGUGAUGAGGAGCUAAAUUAAGCCGCUUUGUCGAAGGUGUUUCCUCACUUGGGCUGCCUUGUACUGUCUGGUGUAGACAAUGCUGUGCAAAAACACUUUGUAUCCUCCUCCACGGUGCCCAAACUAAACUUAACUGUAUUAGAGAGAAAUUGGGUUUCUAGCAAGACACUGAUGCAAAUAUUUGACCACAGUCACUCUGGGAUUACAUCAAAAUAAAGACGGGUUUCUGAACAGGAUAUAUGCACUUUUAAAGACACAAAAACACUGAACAAAGUUGAACACUUGAGGCUGGUUCCUAAAUCAAGUCAAUCCCCACAAUGUGGUUUUGCUGUCAUGUGACUGAUAACCAUCUAAGAUUAAACAAAUAAUCAAUUUUAGAGGUUUGACAAUCGAAGUGAUGAUGUAGGGUCUGGUGAAUAAAACCCUACAGACGCAGACGUAGAGACCAGUCGGUGACAGCACUAUCAGCCCUACUGGCUGGCAUUUGGUUCCUCGAGGUUGCUGCCUGUCAUUCUCAAACAGGAUCAAACACCAAAAGCAUCCAUACGACUGUUUUGGUCGUAGCAGAUUGCCAGAUUCAGAUUCAUCAACAUAAUACAGUUGGUGGUUAUAUCAUGUCAGAUAUGGCAGACAGCUCUCAAGCAAUAGGUGCAUAACAUCAUAUGAGAAGUUUUGAGCUUAUUAUCAGCUCAUGUUAUGAUUUUUCAAUAGCAGAUUUGUUCAGGGGAAGUUAUUGGUAGAAAAAUCCUAUCUGAAUGCAAAUGCUAGUUGGGUGUUUCAUCAGCUAAUAUAAGCAUACUAUCUUAUGGGCAGAACUACUCCUUUUAGCCAAUAAAUCAGUCAUAGCCAACACAUAGUCAAAUCUGUUGCUCAAUCCACAAAUGCAUUUUCCUCACAGUUACAGCUACAGUUGCCUGAAUCGUCACAUCUGUCAAUUGAAGCAGCCUAACUUUACACCUUACCAGCAUUCAAAAGGAUACACUCACACACUCUGCAACUCAUAGAAGCCAAAACGUUUUUUAUACAAGACUGUAAACAUGUUUUGGACCCUCAACAACAGUUUAGGUCUCUUUGCGUUAGCUUUGGUUUUAGCUCAGGAUAUUGCUGUUUGGCAUAAGCGCUUCUCUCUUAGGAUGUGUGACAUAGUGUACAUGCAACAGUGCAACACGAGAGUGCAGGACAGACUGACUGCAGGUCACUGUGUGUGUCAUCAGUUAUGUGGAGGUUGUAUUUUUUAAAUUUUUAAUGUCCUUUUUUAUGACUCGCUGGCUCUCUUUCAUAAAUUUAUAAGAAUUUAACGAUUCAGAUUCCAGGAAGCGGUUCUCUAUUCCCAUUCCUGCUCUUUCACAGUGUCUUUUGUCGUGUCUCCCUCCCCUCAACCCGAACCGGUUGCAGAUGGCCGGCCCUCCUUGAGCCUGGCUCCGCAGGAGGUUUCUUCCUGUUAAAAGGGAGUUUUUUGUUCCCACUGUCGACCAUGCUUGCUCAUAAGUGAGUCAUCUGAUUGUUGG
Haplochromis burtoni (Burton's mouthbrooder) is the source of this 7734-nucleotide messenger RNA. RefSeq names its product forkhead box K2b (gene foxk2b). NCBI's taxonomy places the organism in Eukaryota, Metazoa, Chordata, Actinopteri, Cichliformes, Cichlidae. The record is from RefSeq and is a predicted model, not a curated record. Gene Ontology annotation, molecular function: DNA-binding transcription factor activity, RNA polymerase II-specific; RNA polymerase II cis-regulatory region sequence-specific DNA binding; protein binding. Gene Ontology annotation, biological process: regulation of transcription by RNA polymerase II. The transcript has 9 exons. Bases 224 to 2047 code for a protein of 607 amino acids.